Meleagris gallopavo (turkey) is the source of this 4248-nucleotide messenger RNA. Lineage: Eukaryota; Metazoa; Chordata; Aves; Galliformes; Phasianidae. The record is from RefSeq and is a predicted model, not a curated record.
CUUAGAUUUCCUUACUCCUCUAUAGCUUAGACAUCAAGCAGUUGCUUCAGGCCAAGGCUGAAGCAGAGCUGGAGCUGCAGAAGUACCAGAAUAACAAGGAAGAAAGCACUAAGGACGAGCUGACUUUAAGCGAGGAAAUCCAGAGCCUUACACAGAAAGAAGGGAAAUCACAAUCAAAAUUGGAGGAAGAGGAGAGACAAAUGACAGAAGAUGCAUUAGAGAAGCUUAAUAAGUGUUCACCAGACUGCGAAGUUAAAGAUGAGGAAGAUUGCAAGAAGGAACAAGCAGCCAAAUGUAUCCAGAGAUGGUGGAGGUUGUACCGAAAUAAGAAGGAAGAAAUUGCUCUGGAUGAGGCAGUUGUUGUGCUUCAGGCAGCUUUCAGAGGACAUCUGGCUCGACAGAAGCUGCUACUGAGUAGUGGGCUGCAUGGUGCCCAACCUUACAACAGGCAAAGCCCUGGAAGAAAGAACUCAUGUGUGCCUCAAGUGUCAAACUCCUUGAGCUCAUUUUCUCUCUGCAAGGAAAAAGAGAAGAUUGUGACAUUCAUCCAGUCCGUUUUCAGGGCUCACUUAACACGUACAGCACUGCUUGAGGAAAGGCUCUCUGUGUCUAGCACAAGUGAGAAAACAGAUUCUGCUAUCUGCAGUACAGAGAACAAACCAGUCCCAGCAGCACUCCAGAGAACUUCAACCAGCAUGUCAUCUCUUCCUGUUGUUUCGGCCGGGUCUUGUGAGAAGCAGCUGCAGCCCACUCUGUCUCUGUCUGUGGAUGAAGCUCACUCGGACGAUUCAGAUGAUAUUGUAAUUGUCUCUCCAUCGUUGAGGAUGAAGAAAACCUCCACCCACUUCUUUAAUGGGCUCUGAUCUUGAAUUGUUUGGUUUGCAGACAAAGGUAUUUCCACCGAGGUAAAGCGUAUCAAAGAUGAACAAAGGGGGAAUGUGAGCCUGCAGUUGUCUGCUUUUUUCCAGCUGUGGAUAAAUACUUGUUUGAUAAGUCAUCUCUGCAGAUAUAUGGCUACAAGCUGCUGACUGUCUGUUAUCCUUAGCCUUGUGGUACAAAGAGAGAGUUUGGGUUUUAACAGUACUGCACCAAAACAGUUGAAUUUGUGAGACAGAAGUUGAAAUUGACAAAUUUAAACGAAAGCAGCAAGGGCUUGAGAUAUUUCAUAGAAUCAUAGAUUUGUUUGAGUUGGAAGGGAGCUUUAAAGGCCAUCUAGUCCAACUGCCCUGCAAAGACCAGGGACAUCUACAGUUCUACCAGGUGCUCAGAGCAUUUUGUGUCAAAGAAAGUCUUUCAAGUUGACCAAGAUACCUUUUUAAAUUGGGAAGUGAAAAAUGACUUAGCCUCAGUUUUCAGCCUGUGUAUGCAAAGGGGAACAGCUUGUAUUUGCUAUGAGGUCCUCUCUGUUUAAAAAUUCUACUGUCGCAUUUUAAUUUGUAUUUUUAUAUACUACACAUUUACAGUCUAUGCAGAUGUGUAAAGUCUUUUUAGCAAAUCACUUCUGUCAUAGUACUGCUCUAGGUCUACUGCAUCUGCACACAGUUUUCUUAUUUAUUGCUUUUUCCCAGUGUGUUUGCUAUGGUAUAUAUUGUACUACUUUGUAUGUGAUCACGUAAAUGCCUCUAUUUGUAUUUGUCAGAGAAGGGGUGUAAUAGUAGGGAUGUCCUUGUGACUAGUUUUUGCUUGUGAUAUGCUUACAUAUCACAAAUGCAAGUGGAUUGUGCACACGUUAGAGAUGACACUGCAAACAUUUGACGUAGAAGAUAUGAUACUGUAUGUCCUGUUUCAGCUUAUAUCUCUGGAUUGCCUGAAACUCCCACCUAGCUGGAUUGCUCAUACACUGAGCACUAAGGGGUUUUAAGUUUAAUGUUUUUUUGCUGUAGAUCUCUCCUCUCAGCACUACCUUUGUGUGUGUGUGUGCACGUUAGCAGUAUACACUGCAAAUGCACCCUCAGUCCAUUCACAGGCAGGGAGAAGGGUCACAGCCAUCUCCUGUCAUUAGCUAUGAGGCUUAGUCUGGAAAGCAUGGCACUGUGCACUCUGUUCUGAGGGAUUUGCAUGGGGAUGGGUAAAAUAUCUUGUAGCCUGAACAGAAGCAGGAUAAGCAGUUGACUUACAGAUGUCAAGACACCCAGAAAUAAUAACACCAAUAGACAUUAUCUUUACCAGACUUCAUGAAGGGAACAAUGACAUAAUGGGCCGUGGAGAACAUGGUCAGAGGAGUCUUUCUAGAUCUUUUACACAAACUGUACCUCUUCUUGACUGGAAGGAGGACGUUAUGUUCCAGGCUAUCAUUGCAACAUCCUCCAAAGGCAUUAAAAUGCAUUCUGUUUUGUUUUGUAAAAGGUGAAUCAGGUAAAUUAUGUGAUAUUUACUGAAAGGAGAAUUUAUUUUACGAACACACAGUAAAGUCUUUGUGGAGACCCUAGUGGUUUCUUUGUCAUCAAGGAGUAAUAAAAUCUCCUGUAAACAGAAAGCACACUCUUAAAUAGAAGAUUUUUAUCACCUUUUCCCUCUUCUUUUUUAAAUUAAAAAUCAGUCGCUGCUGUUUUGCAGAAUACUAAUAACUCAGAGCUGUCUCAGUUCUCUGAUUUCAAUGAAGCACUAUCUGUGCUUAUCAUAGUUCAUGCCAGUACUUGCAGCCAAAGAGGAAACUGGAUGGCUGCAGCACAAUGCAGCUGAUUUCAUUUAAUCCCAGCAGUAGAAAUGCCGCCUUUGCUUUUUCCAAAGGCAGUUUUGAGAGCUCUCCAUACCCAAAGCAGACUGAAGAAUGUCAUUUAUACUCAAGUUGGGUAAAUUUUUCCUGCUGGUACUUCGGUCAUAUGACUGCUAUCUGCAGAAAGGAUGAAAAAAGGCAUAUAAAAUAAAAGAAUAAAAGGGAUAAAAUCCUCUUGGGAGAAGCCUAUGCCUAUUUCUCUCUACUGCUGAAAGUUGUGUUAUUUAAAAAAAAAAAAGAAAAAAAAGUCAUUUUGUCAUUUUGCUAAACAGAAGCAGAUCUGUAUUGAGUUUCUUAUGUAUAAUGUUUCAAGUCUGUAACUGUGCCUGUCAUGGAUACCUCCAGAGAGAGAGUAACUAGAGCUGAGGACUGACACAUUAAGGAGAAAAUACGUAGUGUGUGUCAGGACCGAGUCUGCUAUAAAGUACCCACCUAACUGUUACCCUCCAGGGAAAUGCUUGGACAGCAAAUUUAAUGAAGUUGACAUUCAAUUUAUUGUGCCAUAAUAAAGAACCAAUAUGAAAGUCUCAGGAAAUAGACACAGAGUAGAAAGACUUCUGUCUUAACUGAGCGUAUGACCAGCAGCAGUGCUGUUGAUAGCUGAACUCCAGGAUGAAGGGGAGACGGUCACUUUGUGUGACCCAAAGUCACCAAAGGAAGUGUGAAAAGGAGCAAAUGUCUUCUGGGGUGAAUGAGCUUCAUAAAUUGAAGUCUGCAGUCUGAUAGCCAUAACAAAUGUGAUGCUUCCUUUGAGCACGCUUCAAACUCAUAAUUCUGAAAGAUAACAACACGGUCACAGCAUAUGAAUGUUUGGUGUAUGCUAGAAAGAGAAACCUCCACAGUGUGAGUAGCCUGUAGAUCUGGGAAGAGGCAUGGAGCAGUAAAGGAAGAAAAUGUGUUUUUCAAAGGAAAUGGGGCAUUUUUCCUUUUCUCUGCUCAACAGGGAGCUAAGGACAGUGAACAUCUAUGUGGCUCAAACCUCUCAAGAUAGGGCCAGUACAGACAUUACAUGUCUGAAAAACAUUAUCUGCAGAGAGCACCGGGAACCUUGCAGGGGCAUCAAGGUCCUGAAUUCAACUUAAACUCCACUGUAACCUCCCUAAUAGCACACUUUCCAUUCUGACGCCAUGCCAGUUCUGCAUGGGAUAAUGUUGCCUACUUAAAACCCUUUACAGUUUGCUGUACUCUUUGCAGGUAGUGAACAUGUGUGAAUAUAGAGAUCUUUCACAUGAUUUGAUCUCUUUCUGUCCUUAAGUGCCUAUGCCUGUAAAUAUUUUACUGAGGCAUUAAAACCUGAAAGAUGUAAUAUUUCCUACAUAGCUAUGCAAAUAAUUCCUAGACAGGCAGCUUUUUAUACAGAUGAAAUGGAAAGUUUAUUCAUCUUGGCAUAUCAGAAAGCCAUCGUUUGUAUGAUUGUUUUAAUAAUUGGAACUGUGCAAGUUACCUUGAGAUCUUUUGAAAAGCUAAAACAGUUGCAGUGUAUUUUCUCCUGACUGUUGAACUUUCUAAUAAAGCCCAAGUUUGUAAAUUAA